AUGAUAUCUUACGGAGAGAAUCUGGGGGGCCGGGCUGUCUCCCCACUCCCAGUCCAUGGGGGGCACAUGAUGCAUGGAGCGGCCUUUGCCUACGUGCCCAGCCCACAGGUCUUGCACAGGAUUCCAGGGACCUCGGCCUAUGGCUUCCCGAGCGUGGGCCCCAUGGCCCUCCCAGAGCAUGGCUGCCCCUACGGGGAGGUUGUGGAGCACCAUGACCCACUGCCUGCCAAGCUGGCCCUGGAGGAUGAGCGGAAGCCAGAACCUGGAUUGAUCCAGAAGCUGCGCCGGGCUGGUGUGACACUCCUCAAGGUGCCACUGAUGCUUUCCUUCCUCUACCUCUUCGUCUGCUCCCUGGACGUGCUCAGCUCAGCCUUCCAGCUGGCUGGAGGGAAGGUGGCUGGCGACAUCUUCAAGGACAACGCCAUCCUGUCCAACCCAGUGGCGGGCCUGGUGGUGGGGAUCCUGGUGACUGUGCUGGUACAGAGCUCAAGCACCUCCACGUCCAUUGUGGUCAGCAUGGUCUCCUCCGGCCUGCUGGAGGUGAGCUCUGCCAUCCCCAUCAUCAUGGGCUCCAACAUCGGCACCUCCGUCACCAACACCAUCGUGGCCUUGAUGCAGGCGGGGGACAGAACUGACUUCCGGCGGGCCUUUGCAGGGGCCACCGUACACGACUGCUUUAACUGGCUGUCAGUUCUGGUGCUGCUGCCCCUGGAGGCUGCCACGGGGUACCUGCACCACAUCACUCGACUUGUGGUGGCCUCCUUCAACAUCCGUGGCGGCCGCGAUGCCCCUGACCUGCUCAAGAUCAUCACGGAGCCCUUCACUAAGCUCAUCAUCCAGCUGGACAAGUCUGUGAUUACCAGCCUUGCCUCGGGGGACGAGUCCCUGAGAAAUCACAGCCUCAUCCGGGUUUGGUGUUACCCAGACCCCACAGAGGUUCCUACUCCUAUGCCCAGGGCAGAGGCCAACACCAGCUGGAUGCUCAGAAAUGCCACCCUGGAGAAAUGCAACCACAUCUUUGUGGACACGGGGCUGCCUGACCUAGCUGUGGGGCUCAUCCUGCUGGCUGGCUCCCUGGCACUCCUGUGCACCUGUCUCAUCCUCCUUGUCAAGAUGCUCAACUCUCUGCUCAAGGGCCAGGUGGCCAAGGUCAUUCAGAAGGUUAUCAACACUGACUUUCCCACCCCCUUCACCUGGGCCACAGGCUACUUUGCCAUGGUGGUAGGGGCCAGCAUGACCUUUGUUGUCCAGAGCAGCUCUGUGUUCACCUCAGCCAUCACCCCACUCAUCGGCCUCGGUGUGAUCAGCAUUGAGCGUGCCUACCCGCUCACACUGGGCUCCAACAUCGGUACCACCACCACGGCCAUACUGGCUGCCCUGGCCAGCCCCCGGGAGAAGCUGUCCAGUGCUUUCCAGAUUGCCCUCUGCCACUUCUUCUUCAACAUCUCUGGCAUCCUGCUGUGGUACCCCGUGCCCUGCACACGCCUGCCUAUCCGCAUGGCCAAGGCGUUGGGCAAACGCACGGCCAAGUAUCGCUGGUUCGCCGUCCUCUACCUCCUCCUGUGCUUCCUGCUGCUGCCCUCGAUGGUGUUUGGGCUCUCCAUGGCAGGCUGGAGGGCUAUGGUAGGUGUGGGCGCACCCUUCGGGGCCCUGCUGGCCUCUGUGGUACUUGUCAGUGUGCUGCAGCGUCGCAGCCCCGGGUGCCUGCCCAAGUGGCUGCAGACGUGGGACUUCCUGCCCCUAUGGGUGCACUCCCUGAAGCCCCUGGACCUCCUCAUCACCCGCGCCACCCUGUGCUGCGCCAGGCCUGAGCCCCGCUCACCCCCACUGCCCGCCAGGGUCUUCCUGGAGGAACUGCCCCCCGCCACACCCUCCCCCCGCCUUGCCAUGCCCCAUCACCACGAUGCCACCCGUCUCUAG
This is a messenger RNA of Budorcas taxicolor (takin), 1920 nucleotides long. It is a transcript of the gene SLC34A1, whose product is annotated as solute carrier family 34 member 1. The transcript has 12 exons. Bases 1 to 1920 code for a protein of 639 amino acids. Gene Ontology annotation, cellular component: apical plasma membrane; vesicle; brush border. Gene Ontology annotation, biological process: intracellular phosphate ion homeostasis; sodium-dependent phosphate transport. Gene Ontology annotation, molecular function: sodium:phosphate symporter activity. The record is from RefSeq and is a predicted model, not a curated record. Lineage: Eukaryota; Metazoa; Chordata; Mammalia; Artiodactyla; Bovidae.